UGGACGAUAUAUGAACGGGAGGCUGGAUAUCAUGUUGAGGAGUUCCUUGAAAAACACAAGAGUGACAUGGAUAUCGUUCUUAUAUUCUCAGGUCUCUUCUCCGCAGUCAGCACCACUUUCAUCGUUUCUCUUCAAUCCACACUCAGUCCGGACGAAACUGAGAUGACAAACGCCCUUUUAAAACUGCUUAUCCACACACUCAACAACACUGCGUUCGAUGGUCGACAGCCCGACCUCCCACAGUGGAAUGGACCAGGGGCGACUGAGAUUUGGAUACAGUGUCUCAUGUACGCCAGUCUCAGUACCAGUCUCAUGGCUGCGCUGGGUGCCGUACUGGGGAAGCAAUGGCUGGGGCACUUCAUACGCGGCGGACGUGGUCCGAUUGACGUCCGCGGUCGCCUAAGGCAACAGAAGAUGGAUGGUCUUCAGACGUGGCACUUUAGUGCUGUCUUGGAAGCGCUUCCGUUGUUGAUCCAGAUUUCCCUGCUUUUAUUCGGAAUUGCUCUAAUU
Molecule: messenger RNA, 510 nt
Organism: Suillus subaureus
Lineage: Eukaryota; Fungi; Basidiomycota; Agaricomycetes; Boletales; Suillaceae
Exons: 2
Source: RefSeq, a predicted model, not a curated record